AUGGAUGAAAGCGGUGACGAUGAGAGCGCGGACCAGUGCAUGGCAAGGCUCUUUCAUUCCGAGGAAGGUGGUGCUCCAUCUGCCACCACAAUGCCCAAAUGGGAUGCUCAAAGUGGAUUGUCCGACGCCGAGAACAACUGCAACUCGGAGGAUGAGGAUUCGCGCGUGGCGAGUCAAGGGAGUAGCGCCAUCAAUCCCAAUGAGGAGGGUCAAGCACCAUCUUUGUCGGCCUCACCUACAGACGUGGAGGAAGAUCGCUGCUCCUACGCACCUCUUACGGACUGUUUGUUUUGCAGACACGAAUACGACUUUGUAACGACAUCAAUAAACCAGAAACUGCCCUCGGCGUGGAUGUGGUUGAUGCGCAGAAGCAGGUGGCCCAUCCGCUUUGCUCCACAACAAACUCUGCCCCUCUCAGUGUUGGGCAUUCAAAUUCCACCCUGGCGCGUCAGUGCGGGUCGAAUGAUGUGGGACAUUUGUCGCUAUUGCGCAAAGAAUGCAGGCAUGAGGAACCUCGUUCUCCUCGAUCCCAUGGUAAGUUUACCAGUGGUGGUGCUGGUGGUGGGUGUGCUGGUGGUAGUGGUUGUUGCUGUUGGCGGCAAUGCUGUGUUGCGAUGUGUGCUUGGUGGUAUGGGUUGUGAUGGAGAGAGCCGAAAAUGCGAUGAGUUGGAGGGAAAGAAGGGGAGUGUGGCGCUGUCACCGCUCUCGCCACUGCUCAACUUGAUGCGGUAUGGUGCUUUGCCGAGUCCUCGUCUCACUGGGGUUCUCUGGAUGACGCCGGUGGAAGCCGUCUCGCCCUUCUACCGUGUGCCCGUGCCUCUCGACGAGGAGGAGGCGGAGGCGAAGUGUGUGCCUGAUGGUUGUGAGAGCGGAGACGAGGAUGUGUAUCCCACAGCCCUCCGUCUGCGCUUCCUUACGGUGGUGGCCUAUGUCAUCAAUUGGGUGGCAUGGAUGUCGCGAGUGGAGAACUAUGCAGCCUUGGGUACGUCGCGAUUUCGUCCCACCCUCAUCAGUGCUCCAGUGGCGGCAUAUUUGCUGCAGCCCUUCAGUCUGGGGUGUGGUCAGGCCCCUGUGUUUGACCUCUGGCCCAUGUGGCUACUCCGUCGUCUUCUCAACCUCUCCCUCACACUCUCU
Hydatigera taeniaeformis is the source of this 1134-nucleotide messenger RNA. The record is from the annotation of a GenBank genome assembly. NCBI's taxonomy places the organism in Eukaryota, Metazoa, Platyhelminthes, Cestoda, Cyclophyllidea, Taeniidae.